Molecule: messenger RNA, 306 nt
Organism: Trematosphaeria pertusa
Lineage: Eukaryota; Fungi; Ascomycota; Dothideomycetes; Pleosporales; Trematosphaeriaceae
Exons: 2
Coding region: 1-306 (101 amino acids)
Source: RefSeq, a predicted model, not a curated record
AUGUCCGCCCAACCACAAUACGUCUACAUCCCAAACCUCGUCGGCCGCCAAAUGCUCCGCAUUCCCGUGCUCCCCUACGAAGAGCUGGAAGACCUUGACGCCGACGACCAAAUCGAAAUCAUGACCGGCUCUUCCUCCCAUCUCACGUUCGACACCACCACUCCCACCACCUCUUCCUACACACGCGACGCUUCCCCCACGCCAAGCGAGGAGAGCGUCCAGCAGGCCGAACGAUACGAUACGAUACACGUGGAUCGCUAUCUUGGAUGCGAAUAUCAGUAUUCGAAUUUUGGGCUCCCGCGGUAA